This is a messenger RNA of Medicago truncatula (barrel medic), 2587 nucleotides long. RefSeq names its product ankyrin-3. The transcript is spliced from 4 exons. The record is from RefSeq and is a predicted model, not a curated record. Bases 139 to 2376 code for a protein of 745 amino acids. Gene Ontology annotation, molecular function: protein binding. NCBI's taxonomy places the organism in Eukaryota, Viridiplantae, Streptophyta, Magnoliopsida, Fabales, Fabaceae.
CUCUCUCUCUCUCUCUUCCUGGCGCUCAUUUCAUUCAACUUUCAACUCCUUCUCUCGAUUCUCGCGUUCCUCCGUGGCGCAUGCUCACCCUAUCCCUAACCACCACUCCCUCCACCACCACCGCCGCAUUCAUCAACAAUGACAGUAUUCUCCACCAAACAGAUUUUCCCACUAAACUACGAAACCGAAGUCUCACAGCGCCUUCUAGAAGCCUCUCACUCCGGCGAUCUGUCCUUAGCCUUUCACUGUAUCUCCGAUCCUUCUGUUGAUGUCAACUUCACCGGAGCUGUUAGUUUGAAGAGUAGAAACACUGAGUUAGUUGUGAAUUGUGAAUCGUCGAGUCGAGUUUGUGUUGAGUUUCAGGAAUUUGUUACUGAUGUUACGCCUCUUUUUCUUGCUGUUCAUGCUGGAAAUGCUUCGCUUGUUAGGAAGUUACUGAGUGUUGGAGCUGAUGUAAACCAAAAGCUCUUCAGAGGCUUUGCAACUACUGCAGCGGUGAGGGAGGGGCACCUUGAUAUUCUUGAGACCUUAAUUAAUGCAGGGGCAUCCCAGCUAGCUUGUGAAGAAGCUCUUCUGGAGGCAAGUUACCAUGGGCAAGCAGGGUGUGGGGAAUUGCUCAUGAGCUCUGAUUUUAUCCGACCGCAUAUUGCUGUACAUGCUCUUGUGGCCGCAUGCUGCAGGGGGUUUGUAGAUGUGGUUGAGACACUCAUAAAGUGUGGUGUGGAUGCAAGUGCGACGGACCGGGUGCUUUUACAGUCACUUAAGCCUUCUCUCCACACAAAUGUGGAUUGUAAUGCACUAGUUGCAGCUGUAGUUCAUAGGCAGGUCCAUGUUGUCAGUUUGCUCCUUCAGAAUGUUGCUACGACGGAUUUUGAAGUAAGGCUUGGAGCAUGGUCAUGGGAUAAUGCAACUGGCGAAGAACUUCGUGUGGGUGCUGGACUGGGAGAACCAUAUGGCAUCACCUGGUGUGCAGUUGAGUAUUUUGAAAAAAGUGGUGCUAUAUUACGCUUGCUCCUGCAACAUGUCUCAAAUAAUUGUCACUGUGGAAGAACUAUUCUACACCAUGCUAUCCUUUGUGGCAAUGUCGAGGCUGUUAGGAUACUCUUAGAAUGUGGUGCUAAUGUGGAAUCCUUAGUCAAAACAACCAGCAAGACCGAGUUCCUUCCUGUACACAUGGCAUCUCGUCUAGGCUUACCUGCAAUAACUCAAUGCCUGAUUGAUUUCGGUUGUGAUUUGAACUCUCGAACAGACUGCGGUGACACAGCUUUGAUGAUUUGUGCAAAAUAUAAACAAGAGGAGUGUCUCAAAGUACUAACAAGGGCUGGUGCUGAUUUUUGCUUGGUGAACAGUGCAGGUCAAUCUGCAAGUUCAAUUGCCGAGUCAUACAAGUGGUCCCAUGGUUUUCAACAAGCAGUGGUGGAUGUAAUUAGAAAUGGCAAGAUACCCAAAUCCAGCAAUACUUCUACUUUUUCCCCUUUGAUUUUUGUAUCUAAGGCAGGAGAUGCUGAAGCAUUGAAAACUGUCAUUGAAUCUGGAGAAUUUGAUCUUGACUAUCAAGAUGAUAGUGGUUUCUCAGCGGCUAUGCAUACAGCUGUGAAAGGUCACGUUGAGUCAUUUCGAUUGCUUGUAUAUGCUGGAGCCGAUGUGAAGUUAUGCAAUAAAUCUGGUGAAACAGCAAUAACACUAUCUGAAUUGAAUCAGAACUGUAAUUUAUUUGAAAAGGUCAUGCUUGAAUUUACACUUGAAAAGGGUAAUCAAAAUACUGGUGGCUUCUAUGCUUUACACUGUGCAGCUCGUCGUGGUGAUUUGGAUGCUGUUACAUUACUGACCAGCAAAGGUUUCGAUGUGAAUGUUCCAGAUGGGGAGGACUACACUCCACUCAUGUUAGCCGCAAGGGAAGGCCAUGCAUCGCUUUGUAAGCUUUUAAUUUCAUACGGUGCUCAUUGUAAUGCUAAAAAUGCAAGAGGUGAAACUGCACUUCUACUCGCAAGGAAAUUCGCAGGAGGGAAAAACGACGCAGAGGGCGUUAUACUAGAUGAACUUGCCCGUAAACUGGUACUAGGCGGUGCCUAUGUUCAGAAGCACACAAAAUGUGGGAAGGGCAACCCACAUGUGAAACAAUUACGUAUGUUGCGUUCUUCAGGUGUGCUUUGUUGGGGUCAGUCUAGCAGGAGAAACGUGCUGUGCCGCGAGGCAUUGUUAGGGCCAAGCUCAACAUUGCGUAGAAAUAGGCACAACACAGGUGAUGCAGAAGAACCUGGAAUGUUCAGGGUGCUUACUAAUAAGAAUAGGGAGGUGCAUUUCGUAUGUGAGGGGGGGUCAGAAGCUGCUAAGCUUUGGGUGAGGGGUAUUAAACUUGUAACGAGAGGUGUAUAAGUAGUAACAUCAUCAGUGUCGAUAGUAGUAGGAUGUAUAUAGGUGUUUCCUGUUUGGGGUAAUACUUCAUCUCGAAGUAUUUUAGCUGCUUUUUUUGUAUUGUAAGGAUUUUGAUCUCUACAUGUUUUUGUACAUCCGGGGUUUAUCUCUCAUAGAAAGUGGAUGUAAUUUGGUCCUUUUAAUAUUUUUGAGAGAAAUUUGGUCCUUUUAA